GUCUGCUAUCUAAUCUUACUGCAAUUACGCUUGUACGCUCUGGGAACAACCCGAACAGCUUCUGUUUUUCUGAUAACAAAAAUAUUCGUUUUUUUGGACUAUAUAAGAUGCCUGUUGGCAUUGAUUUUGCAUCACAGUCUGUUUUUGGAGGCACACGUUAAAAAUGAAAUCAGUCAUAGUUUUUAUAUUGGUGUUGGGUUCAGUUUUGGCUGCACCACCGACUAGGGUGAUAGGCGCCAAGCCACAAGUCGAUCCAUAUGCUCACAUAUUUGCCCAGGUCAGACCAGCGGGACAGAAACAUGAAGAAAUCCACAAUCAUUUUUCGAUUGAGUACAAUGCAGAGCAGCCCGAAACUCAACUUAUUGAACUGGAAAUCAAGCCUUCGGAAGAACAGAAGCAUUCCCAGCUUAUUGAAUUGAACUUAACUGCUGAUGAUGAUCGCAAGCUGUCAAAUGGCAUUGGUCUAGAAAUUGUUCAACACGAACACCAAAAUCAUGUGGAAAUCAAGAAACCCGAACACCAUCAUGUUGAGUUGGACAUUAUCCCAUCCGAUGUACACGCCCACUCCGAACGUCUCGAAUUGGAAUUGACUGCUGAUAAGCGACCAUCACAGGAAAUUGCAUCUGAAGUUGUUCAACAUCCUCAGGCCCAAAAUCAUCACAUAGUUGACAUUGAAAUUAAGGAACCAGAAUAUCAUCACGUUGAACUGGAUAUCAACCCAUCCGAGGUACACGCCUUGACUGCUGAUAGGCUGCCGUCAAUAGAAAUUGUUCAACAUAAGCCAGUUCAACAUAUGCCUCAGCCGUUGCACUUGGUUCAAGCGCAUAUUUAGUCAGAGAAAAAAGCAAAAGUAGCAUCAGAAUAUGUGUAUACAUAG
Messenger RNA from Drosophila willistoni, 877 nucleotides. RefSeq lists its product as uncharacterized. The coding region runs from base 164 to 832 and encodes 222 amino acids. The transcript has a single exon. Lineage: Eukaryota; Metazoa; Arthropoda; Insecta; Diptera; Drosophilidae. The record is from RefSeq and is a predicted model, not a curated record.